AUGGCUUACAAUCCCAGGAUGAGUAUCAUCCCGCCGGAACAACACAAUGCGCGCAAUCAGCGCACAGCGCGCAGCAGGCGUGAAGAGGCCAAGGCCGCGAUGCGCCUACCAGACCACGAGGUCGUCGGCUGCAUCACAGACAUCGGCAUCCCCUUUACCCUCUCCGACCUACAAAAGCCCAACCCGAACCAGAUCCAGAAGAUCUUUGAGUGGUUUGCCGAGCUAGUCCUCAACGCGACCCGCGAGACGGUGGCCCCCGCCAUGCGCGCCGCCGCCCGCGACGUGGCCGGGGACCACGGCGACAUGCUAUACCCGCCCGACACGGCCGAUCUGAUGGGAUUCUACGUGUCGCUACGGCGGCUGCUGCUCAAGUGCGGGCUCGAGGACGAGGACUUCAGCUUUGCGGACCUGUACCGGCCGACGCACGCACGGCUGGUCGACAUAUUCAGCCACCUGAUCAACUUUGUGCGCUUCCGCGAGAGCCAGACGAGCAUCAUCGACGAGUACUUCAAGAGGGGCGAGAAGGUCAAGGCACGCAUCGAGGCGCUGUAUGGGGAGAACCAGGACCUGGAGGCGCGGCGCGACGACAUGCACGGGAACCUGGAGCAGACGCAGGCGCUGGUGGCGGAGAAGACGAAGCGCAACGAAGCGCUCAAGAAGAAGCUGCUGGAGCUGCGGCGCAACCAGGAGCAGGUGGCCGCGCGGCUCGAGGAGGCCAAGACCAAGAAGGGCCAGCUGGCGACACAGCUAGAGGAGAGGACGGCACAGAAGCUGGCCGUCCGGCAGGAGAGCAACAAGCUGCGGCCGUACGUCCAACAGAGCGCGUCGGCGCUGCAGGCGAGCCUGACGGAGCUGUCCAACACCCUCGCUGGCGACAAGGCGCACAUCGACUCCCUCGACCGUCGCGCGCGCGCCCUCCAGACCUCGACCGACUCGUUCUCGGUGGUGUCGACAGACGUGGCAUCGUGCAUCAAGCUGCUGGACGAGAUCGCGGGCGAGCUGCAGAAGGAGGAGGAGGAGAACUCGCGCAAGACCAAGCAGAAGGAUGCGCUCCUCGAACGGCGGACGGACGUCCAGGAUGUCGAGCGCGCCGAGGCACUGCUUCAGAGGCAGCUGGCUAAAUGGGUCGAGCGGACGGAGAAGCUUAGGGAGCAGGCCAACGCGAAGGCCCAGGAGGCCAAGAGGAAGAUGGAAGAGCUGGAGAUUGUGCACAAGAAGCUCAAGCAGGAGCGCACCGAGAAGGGGAACGAUAUCGAGAAGCGGCGGGUGCGGAUAGAGCAGACGGAGAAGAAGAUGCAAGACCUCAAGGAGAACAUCGAGAACGAGGUCCAUAACGCCCAUGAUGAGUACCUCAAGAUGGAAGCACACAUCAAGCUAUACAUAACAGAGAUGGAGCAGGCCAUA
Molecule: messenger RNA, 1404 nt
Organism: Cryphonectria parasitica EP155
Lineage: Eukaryota; Fungi; Ascomycota; Sordariomycetes; Diaporthales; Cryphonectriaceae
Exons: 2
Biological process (GO): mitotic spindle organization; kinetochore organization; attachment of mitotic spindle microtubules to kinetochore
Cellular component (GO): Ndc80 complex; kinetochore
Molecular function (GO): protein-containing complex binding
Source: RefSeq, a predicted model, not a curated record